Aspergillus puulaauensis is the source of this 816-nucleotide messenger RNA. RefSeq names its product SNAP receptor PEP12. Gene Ontology annotation, biological process: Golgi to vacuole transport; vesicle fusion; intracellular protein transport. Gene Ontology annotation, cellular component: membrane; endomembrane system; SNARE complex. The transcript is spliced from 2 exons. NCBI's taxonomy places the organism in Eukaryota, Fungi, Ascomycota, Eurotiomycetes, Eurotiales, Aspergillaceae. Bases 1 to 816 code for a protein of 271 amino acids. The record is from RefSeq and is a predicted model, not a curated record. Gene Ontology annotation, molecular function: SNAP receptor activity; SNARE binding.
AUGUCGUUCGAUCGCUUAAACUCCCUCGAGGCUCAGCCUACCACCAUGCGUCGCUCCGACGACCCGCAGUACCAUGAUGAUCCCGAGUUCCAGCAGCUCACGGAGUCCCUCUCGAACCAGUUAUUCACGCUGACCUCGAACAUCACUCGCCUGUCGGACCAAAUCGCCCUUCUUGGGACAAAGCGCGACACUGAGCGGGUGCGAGAGCGAGUCCACAGCCUCCUUGAGCAAACCCGUACGGGCUUUAGGGAUGUUGGAGAUGGGAUCAAGAAGGUUCAGACCUGGGAAGACGUCAACCCUUCGCAAAAAUGGACACAGCAGAAGUUGUCAACAGAGUUCAAGACCACCCUAGAGGAAUUCCAAACUGUUCAACGGCGAGCUUUGGAGAAGCAACGUGCAUCCGCAGUAGCUGCGCGUACUGCUGUGGAUGAAGCUGAACAUCCCCACGAAGGUGGCGCUCAGCAGGAUCAGCAGCAACUACUUGAGGAGCAACCACGUCUGGCGAAUCAAAGUGAAGUCGAUUUCCAAGAAGCUCUGAUCAUCGAGCGUGAGACCGAGAUUCGCAACAUCGAACAAAGCGUUGGCGAACUAAACGAGCUAUUCCGCGACGUUGCCCAUAUUGUCAAUGAGCAGGGUGAACAACUGGACACUAUCAGCGGAAAUGUCGAGAGAGUUCAUACCGAUACUCGUGGUGCGAACGUUGAGCUCCGUAGUGCUAGUAGGUAUCAGAAGAACGCCCGAACCAAGGCUUGUUGUUUGCUCAUCAUCCUUGCCGUUAUUUUGACGAUAAUCAUCCUUGCGGCUGUUCUUGGAUAA